Mycena citricolor is the source of this 840-nucleotide messenger RNA. The record is from the annotation of a GenBank genome assembly. Lineage: Eukaryota; Fungi; Basidiomycota; Agaricomycetes; Agaricales; Mycenaceae.
AUGCAGAUGAUGGCGUUGGCAAAUAUCGAGUACAACUUGCGUGAGGGCCAGGCAUUCGAUGCCUUGGCGGAAGUCAGAACGGCAAUCCAAACACUCAAUUACAAUAUUCAGCUAAAGAAGACACAGAUUCAUGGCAUUGGGGCAAAUACAAAGACGCAAAACUAUCUCAGAACCCUGAGCAACAAUAUCCAGAUUGGGGCGGACAAGUAUCGCCGGAGUCGAAAAGCCCUCAUCGAACUGGGUCUUCCUGUGGAUGAUGGGUCGCUGCGACCUCUGGAGAAAGAACAUCUGGUUGGCAAGAGCGGGAGGCAGGUCAGGAUUGGAGACGCCAAGACGCAUGAGUCGUGGAUUUGGACAACCGGUCGAGGGGCAAAUAUGGAUGAGAGCGAUGUGAAGGAAUGGGAAGCAGAGCUCCAGCGAGUGCAAUGGUUCCAGGCGCGGGCGCUGCGUGACAGGGCCGUUGAGGAGGGAGAGACUCUGCACAAAGAGUGGAAUCGCACCAUUGCCGCUUUCGAGAACUAUGCUGCUAUUUGGGUCAGUCUUGCUCAAGAGCAGACCCGUCCGGGAGGGAAGGCCUAUGGUUACAAACAAGCUGCAAUGUACACGAAGCUGGCAGAUGGGUGUAGGGAGGCUCGAGCAGCAUUAGAGGGUCUAUACAAUGCUGAUUUCAGAAGAGAGGAGGAGGAGAGAGUUCAGCACUGCGCACAGAUAGAGAAGAAGCGACAGUCCCGGGGUGAUGGAUUUGACGAAUCACCUCAGUUACCACCGCCAUCACGCGGUUCUCCCCCCGCGGGGUACCUACUGGGUACCCUCAGACGUCUUGCUGAGGGUACCCAGUAG